This is a messenger RNA of Scophthalmus maximus (turbot), 3745 nucleotides long. It is a transcript of the gene cped1, whose product is annotated as cadherin-like and PC-esterase domain containing 1. The coding region runs from base 176 to 2929 and encodes 917 amino acids. Lineage: Eukaryota; Metazoa; Chordata; Actinopteri; Pleuronectiformes; Scophthalmidae. The record is from RefSeq and is a predicted model, not a curated record. The transcript is spliced from 21 exons.
CUCACAGACUCACAGACAGACUCACAGACUCACAGACCCACAGACCCACAGACUCACAGACUCACAGACCCACAGACUCACAGACUCACAGACUCACAGACCCACAUCCGGACGGAACCGAGCUGCGGCUCCGGCUCAGACUGCGGGGAUGUGACGGAACCGGUCCGCCGGGACGAUGCUGCUCCGCCGCCGGUCCUGGUCCGGCCCGCUGCUGCUGCUCGGGGUGGCAGUGUGUCUCGUCUACCAGACCCUGAUGGUGGCUCGGAACCGGCUCCGGUCCGGACCGAGACCUGCCACCGGAGGGAAGUCGACAGACGAACUCGUGAGACGAUUCAUCUGUUCCUUGGAAAUGUUCCAGGGGGAAACUCAGGUCCAGGUCGGGUCUCAGCGCCGGGCCGUGGUUCUGACGGGUCGGCGGCGGGUCUGGGACCCCGAGGUGCAGCUGUACCAGCGGGUCCUGCAGCAGAUGGACUAUGACGUCCACGUGUCCAGAUACGCCGAGACCUGCAGCCUCCUCAGAGCCAAUCAGGGUGUGAGUGGGUGGAGCCUGCUGCUGUGUCUCAGCGGGUCCGAGCGGAGCUGCCUGAGGAGAAUCUCCUUCUCUCACCUGCAGCGUCAUCAGAUGGUGAACCUGAUCCCGGAGUUGAGGGAGGCCUUCUCUGACGAGGGGGCGGGUCUUUGUCACCUGACAGGAUCAGAUUUACCCAUGAGGCCACACUCCUGUGGAUCAACCAACCAGAAGCUGUCGUUCCCUGAGGACAGUCCGUCACCCGUCCAAGCUCAGCCCCCUGGUCUGGUUGCCAUGGUGAAUGUCUACGUGCUCGUCACCUUGAUCAGACCGCUGACAUCGUUCCUGCACAACAUCGUCGUGGUGACAACCCCUGAGGAGCAGAGGGGACAACCCAGGAAGCUCAGGGACUUCCUCCUGCAGCAGCUGGGACCGGCGAGCUCCCAUCAUGCUUUGGGGCAGGUGAAGGAGGUGAUUAGUGAAGUGCUGCAGGCGGCGGCGGCGACCAAUGAGAAGAAACAAAGAGUCGACAGGUGUGUGUGGUGUUACCAGUUGCUCACCUUCACCCUGAUGUUCAGUCGCUCUGUCACACCCGUCAUCGUCCAGGUGGACACUGAUGUAACGUUUUCUGAUCGACGUGACGACACGUUUGACGGACAGAUCACCAAAGAUCUGAUCCUGGAGGACACGCUGAACUUCCUGCUGACGACACACACACACCUGUCGUCAGGGAGACAGACAGAGGGACAGACAGAGGUGAGACAGGACGGAGGCUGCAGACAGACAGAUGGUUUGUGUUUGUCAGAGGACGAGUUUCUUCUUCUGCAUCAGUUUCAGCGACAGAUGACGACGCAGUCAGCCUUUCAACUGCUCUAUCCCUCUUCUUCCUCCUCCUCCUGCUCCUCCUCUUCCUCCUCCUCCUCCUCCUCUUCCUACUACUCCUCCUCCUCUUCCUCUCGACCCCUGAGUGUCUCUGACCUCCUGAUCAGGAUCAUCUGUUACUACGAGCUCCAGAAAAACUUCAGCUCCAGGAGUGAUGACACAGAUGCUUCCACCAAUCAGGAGCCAGGUGAGUCGUCACAGGACGGAGCUGCAGGUGGAGGUUCCUGUGUGGACCCCCACCUCAGACAGAUCUACAGCGACCCUCCCCUCACCCUGACCCCCCCUUUCAGCCCCGGGGUGAAGCAGUACCGUGCAGAUGUGACCUUUGACACUGUGAUGGUCAGGAUCCGACCGGUGCCGGUCAGCUCGGCCUGCCGGGUCCACCUGGACGAGCAUCGAGGCCCCAGGAUGGCGAACUACCCGGUCGGCCUUGGCAACAGCAGGAUCAGCAUCCUGGUGACGGACGACGGCGGGUCGGAGCCCGUCGUCAUGACGAUCUACACUGUCAAUGUGAACCGCGAGACCCGACCCAGUCUGCCGAUGUUCGGAGAUCACGUGACCUGCAGCUUCGUGCAGGACUGUGGUCUGCUGGUCCGGCCCGGUCGGUCCUGUGGUCUUCAGCCCCUCGUCAGGUCUCAGGGUCCACGUCAGACCUGCAGCUCAGGACACCAACCAGGUCGGUGGGUGGUUCCAUGUCUCAGCUGUUCUGACAACAGGACAUGUGAUUGGAGGGAGGUUGCCUGGCAACCAGAUGGCUGUUACCACCAGUUAGUGGACCGCCCCCUUCUGCAGGACUGUCUGACGGACAGGAAGGUAUUGUUCAUCGGCGACUCGACCAAUCGGGGGAUGAUGUACUUCCUGAUGGAGCGGGUCAACUCCAGUCUGGAGGAUUGGGGGAAGGCCCACGACCUGCAGGUCUACAGGAACCUGAACCAGGGCCGGACUCUGGUCAGCUACUCUUACUAUCCUCAAUUCUGGUUGGAGAAGGAGCAGAGGCCCACGUUCAGGCAGGCGCUGCUGCAGCUGCUCCACAGGUCUCGACCUCUGGUGAACUCUAACCUAACGGUGCUGGUGGUGGGAGGAGUCCAGUGGCUCAACACCAAUCAUCUGCGGACAGUCCGAGAGGUUCUGGACAGGGAGGCCCUGGGUGACGUCCUGGUGGUGGUGAAGUCUCUGGGGAUGGGCUUCCAUCUCCCUGUGGACGGGAUCAGAUCUCUGAGUUUGAGAGAAAUCCAAGAUCUGGACAAAGACAACGACGACAUCAUCGCCACAGCGAAGCAUCAUGGGUACGAGGCGAUCGACACGUUCAGCAUCACGAUGGGUCGACACAGAGAGUUCCUGCAGGGGCAAUGUGCCUGCCACUUCCACAAGGUGGAGAGGUUCUGCUCCUCAAGCACGUCCAGCACCAACAGAACCAGAGUCAGUAGCCAAUCAGCCGAGCAGGGGCCGGAGCCUGACACCUUCAGCUAUCACGUGACGGGACCUGUGAACCAGGUGUAUUCUGAGAUUCUGCUGAGCCGCCUGUGUCCGCCCACCUGAGAGUGUGUGUGUGUGUGUGUGUGUGUGUGUGUGUGAAGAGAUGAAAGAAAGAAAGAAGAAGCAGUUGAAACAUGAAUGUGUAUUUCGUCAUUUCUCUUAAGUUUAUUUUUAUAAUUCCAGCUCAAAUGAACAUUUAAAGUGACAGAAUCCAGGAGUUUUCAAUGAUUCCAGGAGUUUUCAAGGAUUCCAGGGAAACAGAUGAUCAGAUCAAGACACAGGAAGACACUAACCCUAACCCCCUAACCCCAGGAACAUUUUUCUCUUGUUUACCGGACGUUAAACUUUCUCAUGUGAACUUCUCUGCUAAUAAACACCUGUCAGCUACAUAUGCUAAUGCUGCUAGUUGAUGCUAAUGCUGCUAGUUGAUGCUAAGCUACAUGGUAGCUCCUGCUAAACAGUGACACACCCCCUGGUUUCUGAUGUAACUAUCUUCUCAGAUGUGACUGUCUAAUAACUGAUCCUUCAUAUUGAGCAGGUAUUGAUCGGCUCCCUCCUCUUUGACUCAUGUGUUUUUAUAUUCCACUGUCUUUAUGUACAAAUAUAUAUGUGUAUAUUAUACAUAUAUCAUAUUCAAAGCCAAAGACUUAUUGUGUAAAGAAAUGUUUUAUAUUCUCUUCUGAUAUUGUUAUUAUUAUAUUUUUAUAUCCACAGAUGUUUAUCGUACCUUUGUCUUUCUACGUGUUCACCUGCUGGAUCUUAGAACUUAUGAAUAUUUAUAUGAUGUUUUUUUUUUCUCUCUCUGAAAACUGUGAAGACAUGAAUCUGUUUGUGUUUGACCUCUGACCUGUUCACACAUGAAUCAUCUUCAAACUUAAA